CUAUGACAGACAGAUUUUAAAAAAUCAAAUGUGAAGUUGCAAAUGCGCACUGUGUUGUGGCGUUCAUUAUCAAUUUUUGUAAUAAUCUAACAAUUUACGUUCUCAAUUGCAUCUUCAAUUUAAUAUAAUAUAUUUCCAACAUGUCUGGCCGUGAAGGUGGUAAGAAGAAGCCGCUAAAGGCUCCCAAGAAGGAGUCGAAGGAACUGGACGAUGACGACCUGGCCCACAAGGCCAAGCUCAAGGAGCAACAGAAGGCUUUGGCGGAAGCGAAAGCAAAGGCAACCCAAAAAGGUCCCCUCACACAAGGUGGAAUAAAGAAAUCUGGCAAAAAGUGACAUCACUCUACAAUCGUUUACUGUUUAAGUUAUAGGCUGUAAUAAAUUCUUUUGUAAGAACUAAGAUCUUCCGUAUAUCUUUUUUUAAAUGUGUGCUACAUUACUUUUGAAGUUAUAUAAUAACGGAUUUCACUAUUUUCAUUUUGUUUAUCUGGCUGUAGAAUCAGUAUACUUUAUUUUUUUCAAACAUAGACAUUUUAUUUGGUACAGGUUAACAUUGUGAAAAUAUACCAUUGUUUAUAUAUCUUAAAAUUCAGCACCGCCCCAACAUGGUUGAAAAUUGUAAUUUUCUCAUAUGAAGUGUUACUUUUGCAUUUAAACGUAAUAAAGUUGUGAAUACCAA
Molecule: messenger RNA, 678 nt
Organism: Leguminivora glycinivorella
Lineage: Eukaryota; Metazoa; Arthropoda; Insecta; Lepidoptera; Tortricidae
Product: translation machinery-associated protein 7 homolog
Exons: 3
Coding region: 141-335 (64 amino acids)
Source: RefSeq, a predicted model, not a curated record